GCAGGCAGGAGCCAGUCGGACUCGGCCGCGACCUCAAUUGGCUAAACGCGCUCCUCCGGCCGACGCAUCGAGGCAAGGCGGCGCGCGUAAUUGCGCCGAGACGCCGUCGCGGCCGCCCUCGCUCGAAAUCGGAAAGAGCCGCGCGCGCGCAUCGAUCCGGCGCCGCGCUGCUCGGCUGGCGCGCGGCGCGCGCCGCCGGCUAUAUUGCCAGGCGGCUGGACGCUCGUCGGCUCAGUACGACGCGGCGCGCCGCAACGCUCGCGAUCGUGUGCCGCGCGCUGCCCGGGUCCGCCGACUUCCCCAGCGAGCAGAUCGAUCGAGGAUGCGGGCGCUGCUGUGCUCGUUCGCUUGUCUGCUGGUCUUCGGCGAGGUCAGCGAUGCACGAAGAGGAGCCGCCACGUUUCACCGAACGUACGAGUGCGCGCAGGGCCACCGGUGCCAGCGCACCGCGCGGCCGUACGAGCUGGCCAACGCGGUCGGCGGCUCGCGGCACGCCAGCUUGCAAGCCUGUCGGCUGGUCUGCUCCCCGAGCGCCGGGCUUUGGCCGAUUCCCACGGGCCCCAUGACCACGGGAGCCAACUAUCUGCCGGUCAACCCGGAAAGCCUGCGCUUCCCGAAGGUCAACGGCCUCGGCAAACAAGCGGGAGUGUUCCUGAAGAGCUCGUUCGACGCGUUCAAGAGGAGCCUGCAGGCGAGCUGCGGUCACGAGUGCGAGCCGGCGAGAAGGAAGGUCGACGUGCGCCUGGCGGUCGAGUCGUCGAACCUCUACCUCGGCUGGGAAACGAACGAGGCCUACAGUCUCGAAAUAGCAACAAUGGGAUCCGACGUGACGGUGAUAAUCUCGGCGGCGACCGUGUACGGCGCUCGACACGGCCUCGAGACGCUGUCGCAGCUGAUAGUGCCGGUACCAGGGUCGAACGGGACGAGCGGGCUGGUCAUGCUGGACAGCGCCAACAUUCGCGACAAGCCGGUGUUCCAGCAUCGCGGCCUGCUGAUCGACACCGGCCGCAACUUCCUGCCGGUCCGCGACAUCCUGCGGACCAUCGACGGGCUCGCCUCGGUGAAGAUGAACGUGCUGCACUGGCACGCGACCGACACGCAGAGCUUCCCCAUCGAGAUACGCGGCGUGCCUCUCAUGGCCAUGUACGGAGCCUACGGCCCGGACAAGGUGUACAGCGUGGAAGACAUGCAGCAGAUAGUGCGCCACGCGAACUCGAAGGGCGUGCGAGUCAUCGUGGAGAUCGACUCUCCGUCGCACGCCGGCGCGGGCUGGGAGUGGGGCGAGUCCGAGGGCCUCGGCAAGCUGGCCGUCUGCGUGAACCAGCUGCCUUGGCGCGACUACUGCAUCCAGCCGCCCUGCGGACAGCUCAAUCCCGUCAACCCGAACACCUUCGACGUGCUGAGGAGCAUCUACAAGGAGCUGCUGGCCACCUUCGGCAGGAACCAGAUGAUGCACCUCGGCGGCGACGAGCUCUUCAUCGACUGCUGGAACUCCACGGAGGAGGUGACGCAAGGGAUGUCGAAGAUGGACCUGGGCAGGACGAGCGAGGACUUCCUCAAAGUCUGGUCGAGCGUUCACAAGAGGGAGCUGGAGAUACUGGACGAGGAGAGCCAGCAGGACAAGAGCAGCGACAAGGCGAUCCUCUGGAGCUCGCAGCUGACCGCGCCCGAGCACAUUGAGAGCUACCUGGACAAGGCCAAGUUCGUGGUGCAGACUUGGGUGGAGGCCGACAAGGACCUGAACGCCAGGCUACUCGACUUGGGCUACCAGCUGAUCGUCUCCACGAAGGACGCCUGGUACCUCGACCACGGCUUCUGGGGCUCGACCAAGUACCACAGCUGGCGGGACGCCUACAACAACCGGAUCCCGCAGCACCAAGGAGUGCUCGGGGGCGAGGCCUGCAUGUGGGGCGAGUACGUGGCGAGCGGCAGUCUGGACGCGCGGGUCUGGCCGCGCGCGGCAGCCGUCGCCGAGCGGCUCUGGAGCGACCCCCCCUCGAAGGGCAGCACCGCCGAGGCCGAGCCCCGACUGCAAGCCCACAUCGAUCGGCUCAGGCGCAGAACCCGAGUGCUCGCCGAUGCCAUCGCUCCCGAAUGGUGCGACCAGCACGAAGGACAAUGCCAGUGAACUGUGAUAAUUCAUACUUGUGUUAUGUACAUACCCUCGUUAACGAUUUGUCGUUUCCAUGUGGAAAGCCUUUCAUUUUUAUAUAUACAUAUAUAAAGGAAGGAAGGAAAGAAACUUUACCUUCUAUUUAUG
Molecule: messenger RNA, 2260 nt
Organism: Phymastichus coffea
Lineage: Eukaryota; Metazoa; Arthropoda; Insecta; Hymenoptera; Eulophidae
Product: chitooligosaccharidolytic beta-N-acetylglucosaminidase
Exons: 8
Coding region: 323-2128 (601 amino acids)
Biological process (GO): glycosaminoglycan metabolic process; carbohydrate metabolic process; ganglioside catabolic process
Cellular component (GO): membrane
Molecular function (GO): beta-N-acetylhexosaminidase activity
Source: RefSeq, a predicted model, not a curated record